CUCUGUCUUUCCCUGCAGUUUUGAGUAUCCGGGGAGCCCAAGAAGAGGAGCCCACAGACCCCCAGCUGAUGCGCCUGGACAACAUGCUGUUAGCGGAGGGCGUGGCGGGGCCCGAGAAGGGCGGAGGAUCGGCGGCAGCGGCUGCAGCGGCUGCGGCCUCUGGAGGGGCGGGUUCAGACAACUCAGUGGAGCAUUCCGAUUACAGAGCCAAACUCUCACAGAUCAGACAGAUCUACCACACGGAGCUGGAGAAAUACGAGCAGGCCUGCAAUGAGUUCACCACCCAUGUGAUGAAUCUCCUGCGAGAGCAGAGCCGGACCAGGCCCAUCUCCCCGAAGGAGAUCGAGCGGAUGGUCAGCAUCAUCCACCGCAAGUUCAGCUCCAUCCAGAUGCAGCUCAAGCAGAGCACGUGCGAGGCCGUCAUGAUCCUGCGUUCCCGAUUUCUGGAUGCACGGCGGAAGAGACGGAAUUUCAACAAGCAAGCGACGGAAAUCCUGAAUGAAUAUUUCUAUUCCCAUCUCAGCAACCCUUACCCCAGUGAGGAAGCCAAAGAGGAGUUAGCCAAGAAGUGUGGCAUCACAGUCUCCCAGGUAUCAAACUGGUUUGGAAAUAAGCGAAUCCGGUACAAGAAGAACAUAGGUAAAUUUCAAGAGGAAGCCAAUAUUUAUGCUGCCAAAACAGCUGUCACUGCUACCAAUGUGUCAGCCCAUGGAAGCCAAGCUAACUCACCCUCAACUCCCAACUCAGCUGGUUCUUCCAGUUCUUUUAACAUGUCAAACUCUGGAGAUUUGUUCAUGAGCGUGCAGUCACUCAAUGGGGAUUCUUACCAAGGGGCCCAGGUUGGAGCCAACGUGCAAUCACAGGUGGAUACCCUUCGCCAUGUUAUCAGCCAGACAGGAGGAUACAGUGACGGACUCGCAGCCAGUCAGAUGUACAGUCCGCAGGGCAUCAGUGCUAAUGGAGGUUGGCAGGAUGCUACUACCCCUUCAUCAGUGACCUCCCCUACAGAAGGCCCUGGCAGUGUUCACUCUGAUACCUCCAACUGAUCUCCCAGCAAUCGCAUCCCGGCUGACCCUGUGCCCCAGUUGGGGCAGGGGCAGGAGGGAGGGUUUCUCUCCCAACGCUGAAGCGGUCAGACUGGAGGUCGAAGCAAUCAGCAAACACAAUAAGAGUCUCCUUCUCUUCUCUUCUUUGGGAUGCUAUUUCAGCCAAUCUGGACACUUCUUUAUACUCUCUUCCCCUUUUUUUUCUGGGUAGAAGCCACCCUUCCCUGCCUCCAGCUGUCAACCUGGUUUUCAUCAUCUUCCCUGCCCCUGUGCCUCUGUCCUAGACCCCUAGGGUCCCUGCCCUCUAUUACAUCACUGAAGGAUAUUUUCAACAAUUAGAGCAAUUUAAAGAGGGGGAAAAAAUGAUAAAGAAAAUAAUAAAAGUGUUUGUAUGUUUUCAUGCUGGUGGUUUGAGGAGCCAAAUUUACCUCACUCGGAUCCCUGCCUCCCUAUGUUAACAGGCAGUCCUUCUCUGUUUCUCUUGUUACUCUCACUACCUCUUUUCAGGAAUACGCCACAUUGCCCUACUCAUUCCAGGCCUCCUUACCUCCUCUCACUCUUUCUCCCUGGGAACAAUGCUGAUUGGAACACUUUCCUCCUCUUCCUUCCCAGCCCCAGGCAUUCACUGGAGAUUGCUAUAGCUGGGCUUCUAAAGGUGCCACGUUUUCCGGCUUCAGCUCCACUAGGUUGAUUCCCAGGCAAGAAGUCAGGGGGCAGGGGAGGACACAGGAACAGCAAGGGCAGAAUUCCUACAGGUUUUCUCAUCCUCCUGACGGCCACACUCAGUUUCAGAGGCACAUUCUUUGGAGACCAUUCAACACUCAACAGGUCAUGUUUAGAACCUGUUGCAAAACCAGGCCUGAGUUAAGCAUGGCGAUGAAUGCAUCACUAAGGAGUAGAAGGUCUUACCCCAAGCCCUUCAACUAUCCCUUCACACCUGCACACACAUACAUGCACAAGUAGGCGCAUGCCUUUCCCAAGAUCCCAUAUGCAAAUACAUACUUAGUAGCCAUAGCACUGUACCCUGUGAGCUCAAGAGAGGGAAUUAGCAACUCUGAGUCAAGGUCAUGGACGCAGAGAAGAAAUACGCAUCCGAGGUUUCCAAGAUCUGCAGGCCCACUAGUGGGCACCUAGCAGAAUGACAUACACAGGACCCAGUCGAAAGGAAGGCCAGGUUUCCAGUGUAAGCUAUUCCUAUUCCUACCACCUCUGGAGCACUCAGGGAGCCACGCACAGUACUUACAAUGUCUGUAAUGGAUUUGGUUCUGUUUCAUUUUUGGUUUUAUAUUAGGCACAUUGUAUUAAUUAUCCAAAGUGUUACAGGGCACCAUGUUCUUGAUCCUGACCUAUUGCCCUGAAGCAGAGAGUUUUGUAAGAACGUGGCUCAUGUGAACUUUCUGCUAGCUUAAUUUCAAGACCUGAGAGUCAUGGGGAAAGGGAAGUAAGGUUUUCAUUGAAAUCAUCACAGGGAUUGUUAUUCUCUGCGAACAUCUAGGAAAAACUAGCAUGCACUAGAAAGCUAUUCUCAAAUGUCACCUGAGCUCACCAUCUUCGUAGCCAAAUCUAUCAGCAAUCGAGAUGGCGGCUCUGCCUCAUGAUUUAGCAGGAGGUGGUUGAAUCUCUUGGUGCUUCGUUCUCUUCAUCUGUGAGAUGGGGAUUGUGAUGCCUGGCUCACGAAGAGGCUUGUGAGAGACUGAAGCAAUUGAUUUCAUUCAUAUCCAAUCUGUAAAUGUGAGUCAACAUCCCUGAGCUAAACAGGUUCUUGCCAUCUAGGGACCGUAAAUGGUUUUCCUACUCUAACUGUUCGGUACCAUCAGUACCCUGAUAUCAGCAUGGCGACAAAGAGCAGCAUUAUAGUUAGUUUUCUUGGUUUGGGUCUGUUUUGUUUCUUAGGAGAGAGACAAGCUUCCAAACUAAAAACAUGGAACCUGGUUCUCUUAGUCGGUACUUAAACCCAAUAUGUGGCCUUGUCACGUACUUGGCCCCUGUCACAUUUACUCUGCUUGGGAGGCUUUCAGGGAGAGGUACCUAAGGGGUGAGGAUGGCCAGCUAAGAGGGGCAUGGGGAUUCUGCACGGUGCUAUGGUAAUUAAUAGAAAACCCUCCUCUGUGUGUGCUUGGGAAACCUAGGGGUGCUAGUGAAGAAAAUCUGGGACUUGUGUCUUUGAAGGAAAUGUAAAAAGUCAGUAUUUGGCCAAAUGAGAUUAUACCUUGGUGGCUAAAGGGCACUGGAGGAAAAACUGGGUCUCCUAACCCAUGCCCUCAUCAGAACAAGGCUAGAUAAAGAGAGUUCCUAUAAGGAGAAUUUUUGUGACGAUUCUAUGGUGAUUAGAACCAGUGGAGAACUCUGACUAAAUGGCAGGAGUAUAUUGAAACUACCCACACAGGAACAUGGCUGGAUCACAUCUGCUUGACUAGGGCAAAGUGCAAAAGAGACACAAAAGAAUUCUUUUGGAAACAAGAAGUAACCCAGAUGUGGCUUGAGUGACUUCCAGGCUAAGUUGAUGAAAAAGAUCAGAGCAGCGCUGCAUUCGCACAGGCAACUUCUCUCCAGGCAGUAUUUGCUCUGAUGAACCUCUCUCAGCAUCUUCCUUCACUUCACUCAGUCUCCUCUCUGCCCAGGCCUUACCCACAGCCCCCUGCCUGCCCAUUGUCACUUCCGGCGUGGCAACUGUGAGAUCACUCCGGGUUAAGCAAAGCAGGAGGGCACUGACAAUGGGAGCAUGGGCUUGGAAAGAGCGUGCCUCUGGAAAUUCAGCUCCCUGGGAAUUCACAUCAGGCCCAUCCUAUCUGUACCAAAAUGUGCCCCAGGAUUCCUUCAUUUUCUCAUGGAAGUGGGAGUGCUCCAUUUUCCCUGAAAGCAAAUGUCCCCUGAGAAACAGUCCUCGGCCUUGGGUUUGCCCAUUUUGUAACUCUUCAUGACAUCCUCCUUUCCAUCCCUGACUCCUCCCCCGGCGUGGAAUUGACUCCCGUGCAGUACUUUGGCCAAGUGGCACCUUCUUUCAGUGUACUUUUUGUUUUGCUGUGGUGGUUGUUCUUUAUUUGCUGGCUGCCUUUUCUCACACAUAUCUUUUCCCCUCUUUCCUUCUGCUUUUUGUUUUUCUGCCCAGAAAAACCUGACUUCGAUACCAAAAAAGAUGAAACUACAGAAACUCAAAUUUAAAAAAAACUUUAAAAAAAACAAAAAAAUACUCAACGAUUCUUUCAGCUUUAUUAACAUUUUCCAUUGUUUCUUGCAACUUGUGUCUCGUUCUUUGUAGUAUUGAUGAUGAACAUUUGAUAAUGAAUGUUCUUGUAUAUUCAGAUAAAGAAAAAAACCAAAAAAGCGGUCUGAAUUUAAUAGUGUUUAUAAUAAAAAUUUUAAAAAUGACCCUCAUAGCACGCAAAACAGGAUGGGGACUUUCCCCUCUUCUUUCUGUGACAAUGCGCAUCAUUCCUGCAUUAGUUUUUAACACCAAACUACCUACAUUCAUCAUUUCCCCCAUUUUUCUUUUAUUUUCUUGCAUUUGUGAAUUAGUUCAAGAAUGCUAGAAAAGUGUCGAGUUGUGCACAUCCAUUUCUUGUUUCACAAUGUUUAAAAGUGACAGUAAUUCAUUUUGUAAACUAAAAAAAAAAAGGUUGGAAUAGUGAGCAUAAUAGGUACAACCUAACACAUUAUUAUGUUUAUUAACGUUGAGACCCAGAAAUAAAUUCUUUUCUUUUCUUUAUUCCUGCUCCUAAAAGUACAAAAAAAAGUUGUAUGUUUUGUUCUGUGUUAUUUUGAUUUGUUUAUUGGGGGGGCUUUUUUAAUUGUCAGGAUUAUGAUCUUGCUGUUUUUCUUCCUUAAAUAUGUAUACGAGGUGAUGUGAAAAGAUACAUUGGUAGGGUAGAUGGUUUCCUUGUCCUGCUUUGCUUCAGAAUGCAGUUGAUAUCAGAAGCAAUGAUGAAGUCUAUGUUGAUGUCUCAUUGCUCGCCUGCACUUCCAGUGUGUGGCGCUCAUGCAGUCCUUGGAAAAAAUAAAAUUAAGGACUUGCUUCUCCUUUUAGCCCUUUACAAAUUCCAGAAAUUGGUCCAGGGGAACUUUUUAUAAUAACAGAAAAGGCUUUUGCCUUUGUUGAUUCUGAAUGUCACAACUAAGUGCUUUCUUUUCUUUCUCCCUGAUUAAUAACAACAUUCCAUGAGACCUCUUCCAACUAGCAAGGAUUUUUCUUCCCAAAGAAUCCCGCAGGAGAUACUGGUAUGUUGGGCACUACUGGCUAAGUAGACUAAAUUCGAGAAACAGUCCCAGGGCCUGUCUGCCUGAUGAGCUCUUGAGUCCUGAUUCUGGAUGGAGACAGUGAGCCAGGCUUCAUGAUGAAGCUUGAACGCUAAGAGGUUGCAUCACAGAGAGUGCACCUCUUAUCAACCCCUGAUUUAGGCAGCUGCUUGAAGAAAAUUGCAAAACUGACUUGAUUCGGAAUGUUUUUAUUAGUUACAGGAGAAAAGAAAGCAAUAUAAUCUGUAAGAAACUCGAUUUUAAACAUCUUUCAUUCAGCAAAUUCUGUUCAGAAGGCAGCCAGAACUUAAGCAACAAAAGUGAAGACAGAAUGCAGAAUUAGGAACUGUUUCCACCCGCACACUCGUGCUCUUGUGUUUAAGUCAUAAUGAAAUAAUGAUGAGCUUUUCACAUCACCUUUAUGGUUUCAAUUCCUAGCUCAAAGCUUUCUGGAAUCUUUUAUUUCUUGUAAAUUUUUUUUUCUUUUGUUAAAAUAAAUAAAACAUUCAAUGUUUUCCCUCUUUUCUCACUUAUUACUUCUUUUCUUUGGCAUUUUCAUUUUGAAAUGCUUUCCUUUGGUUGUUGGUUUUAUUCUCCCCUUCCUCCUCCCCGUUUCUUAUUAUUCAGAGUAUAAACCUGCAAAGCUCUGCUCUGUUUUGGUUUUGAAAGUUUAAGCUUUUCUGCUUUUGUGAGAGCACAGGCUUCUGUCCCUUUUGAUUCCAACUGAACUUUUGUGUUCUCUAAUGAUACUAACACGGUGUAGGUUUUACAGUCUCCUAAUUUGUACUGGUAAUGCAUAUUCCAAAUAAAUAGUUUCUUUUGUUGCAAAAAAA
Carlito syrichta (Philippine tarsier) is the source of this 6112-nucleotide messenger RNA. RefSeq names its product pre-B-cell leukemia transcription factor 1. The transcript is spliced from 7 exons. Gene Ontology annotation, biological process: embryonic organ development; brain development; animal organ morphogenesis. Gene Ontology annotation, cellular component: nucleus. The coding region runs from base 69 to 1046 and encodes 325 amino acids. Gene Ontology annotation, molecular function: RNA polymerase II cis-regulatory region sequence-specific DNA binding; DNA-binding transcription factor activity, RNA polymerase II-specific. The record is from RefSeq and is a predicted model, not a curated record. NCBI's taxonomy places the organism in Eukaryota, Metazoa, Chordata, Mammalia, Primates, Tarsiidae.